GACGAAUCUCAUCAAACCAUUCAACCACCUCAGCAUUUUACAACUUACAAUCCAAAUCUCUCGUAACCGCAAUCAUGAGCCCUGUUUCCCGAGUCGUCACCUUCACACCCAAGCCGGAGAAGAUCGAGGAAGCUCUCGCCGAAUGUGCUAAGUUCGCCAAAGUUGUUGAAGAUGCCGAGCCAGGCUGUCUUAUGUACAAAGUAUCGAAGACCAAGCCUUUGACAGGUGAUGGCCCAGAGCAAGUUGUCAUGGCUAUGAUAUUCAAAGAUGAGGCAGCUUUCAACGCUCAUGAGGAGAGUGCUCAUGUCCAAUCAUACAAGACUAAUAGCAAGGCAGCCGAGUUUUUGAUGGCACCACCAGAUGUUAGAGUCGUCACUCCUGCUGGAGGAUUCAGCAGAACUUAAUUCGAGGGGGUUGAAUGAGGGUUUCAACUCUUUAUCUGUAUUGCAUUGUUUAGAUAUCCAAUGAAGCGCAUGUUGACAGCA
Molecule: messenger RNA, 485 nt
Organism: Botrytis fragariae
Lineage: Eukaryota; Fungi; Ascomycota; Leotiomycetes; Helotiales; Sclerotiniaceae
Product: putative antibiotic biosynthesis monooxygenase protein
Exons: 3
Coding region: 75-404 (109 amino acids)
Source: RefSeq, a predicted model, not a curated record